Messenger RNA from Quercus lobata, 1993 nucleotides. RefSeq names its product mitochondrial arginine transporter BAC2-like. The transcript has 2 exons. Gene Ontology annotation, biological process: transmembrane transport. Bases 789 to 1718 code for a protein of 309 amino acids. The record is from RefSeq and is a predicted model, not a curated record. Gene Ontology annotation, molecular function: transmembrane transporter activity. NCBI's taxonomy places the organism in Eukaryota, Viridiplantae, Streptophyta, Magnoliopsida, Fagales, Fagaceae.
UCACCCUCCCAUUUCACCUAAGAAGUUGGCUGCUUCUUUUCCCCAGAGAAGAGAACGCAACAUUGCCAACACAACAACGACAACAAUAAGAGCACCCGAUGGGAUGUGUUUUGUUUUAGUUCUCCAUUUGUUGAAACCAAAAAGCCUUACUUGCCAAAAAAAAACAGAGAGAGAGAGAGAGAGAUUGACCAAACACAUUACCUUGUGGCCGAGAGAGUUUUAGGCUUGGCCUUUGGGUGUUUUUUGUGCGCUCUCUCUUUUUGAGUAACUUUGUUGUCUAUGUUCUCUUUCUUUCUCUCUCUCUUUGCUAUAAAAGGAUUGAGAAAGAAGAGAAAUAGAAAGGAGUUGGAGUAUAUUCUAUUUUGAGAUUUGGAAUUUGAGAAAGAUUAGUUUAUGGGAUUCUGCUAUUUUUUUUGCAGUUGAAUAAGUUAGAAAGGUUUUGGUAAGCAGAGGGAAGUACCAAACCAAUACCAAAAAUAAAGCUUUUUUGUAUUUUGAUAGGAUAGAAGGACCAGAUAAGGUAAUUUCUAGGAUUUUUAGCAAUUGGGUAUGUCUUGAAUUGCAAUCCUUUAAAAGAAAAAGAGAUUGUUACACAAACACUGAUUACAAAGUUUGGUCCAUACGAAGAAAAGGGAUUACAAUAAUAGAUUUCUUGGGCUUGUGCAACAUAUAAAGAAGGCAAAAGGAGAAGUGGGUUAUUGUUUUAACUGAGAUUUCAAACGUAAAAGGUGUUUCUUUGUUGAAUAAAAUCACUUUGGUCAUCUACUGAGAAAAAUAAAAAGGGUACAAUGGAUUUCUGGCCAGAGCUUCUUGCAAACAGUUGGGGUAGAGAAUUUGUGGCUGGUGGCUUUGGAGGUAUUGCUGGUAUAAUCUCUGGUUAUCCGCUUGACACUCUCCGAGUCCGGCAACAGCAGUCUUCGAAAGCAGGUUCGGCCAUCAGCAUCCUGCGCAAUGUGAUGGCCACAGAAGGCCCUUCUGCUCUCUACAGAGGCAUGGCUGCACCAUUAGCUUCUGUCACCUUUCAGAAUGCUAUGGUUUUCCAGAUCUAUGCUGUCCUCUCUCGGGCAUUUGACUCAUCUGUUUCAGCUAAGGAUCCUCCUUCCUACCAAGGCGUUGCUCUAGGAGGAUUUGGUACUGGUGCUGUUCAGAGCCUAAUUCUCACUCCAGUAGAACUAGUAAAAAUCCGGCUUCAAUUGCAGAACAAUAGCUACACAAAACUACAUCAGGCAGAUCCUUACAAAGGACCUGUGAGUGUUGUGAAAAACAUAUUCAAAACAGAAGGUUUAAAGGGAAUGUACCGAGGUUUAACCAUAACAUUGCUAAGGGAUGCACCUGCUCAUGGCUUCUACUUCUACACAUAUGAGUAUAUGAGGGAGCAGCUUCACCCUGGCUGUAGAAAGAGUGGCCAAGAAAGCCUCAACACAAUGUUAGUAGCAGGAGGGCUAGCAGGAGUUGCCAGCUGGGUUUCCUGCUACCCUUUAGAUGUUGUAAAGACCAGACUACAGGCACAAUCACUCUCAUCUCUACAGCAAUAUACUGGCAUUGUUGAUUGCUUCCGCAGGAUUGUCAAAGACGAAGGAUAUCAUGUGCUUUGGCGAGGAUUAGGAACUGCUGUUGCUAGGGCAUUUGUGGUGAAUGGGGCUAUAUUCUCUUCUUAUGAGAUAGCUCUGAGGUGCCUAUUCAACAAUGGAAGCAUUCAAACGGAGAAUGCAAUUUAGGAAGUACUUUCCAGCAAAGAGGCUCAACUUAUGGCAGUCUCUCUCUGGUAAUAUCUCUUUUGGCAAAGGCCAUUACAACAAUGUAAAUCUUGUAUGAUAGAUACAUCAUCAUUGUUGAAGCAAUGCUUUAUGUACUUUUAAGAGAUAACCAACAUUUAAACUGAAAAAUUGCAAUGUAGAAUAAAUGGAUGUGCUUCUGUAAAGCAAAGCAUCUACGCAAUGAAAGACUAGACAGAAGGAAAUUUCUUUUAAACCAACUAGACAUUUCAAAUGAC